GCACUCCGAAGAGGCUUUGCCUUUGACUGUCAUCGGGAGAAGAGAAAUCCAUAUACUACCCAAAAGCGGGACACGGGAUGCGAUUAAAGCCCUCGAUUUCUGAUCUCAAUCUGGAGCCGUAGCAGAGGGAAGAGAGGAGAGCCAGAAGACCAGGCGCGGCGAGGAGGGUGGGCGAUCGUUCGCCGUGCUUUGGGUUUCUCGGAUCCGCUUUUGAUGGUCAUCGCGGUCGAUCGGAGCGGCGGGCCUGCAUGUCGUGAGCAUUUUGGUUCUCUGCUGGAGAAUUCGUAGAGCGGUAGAUGUUAUCUUAUUGUGAGAAAGGUGCUUAGGGUACGUUGUAAUUGGAUCCAGCUCUGUUUCUGUUGCAAAUAGAUGGCUUCAGUGAACAUGGUGCCCUCGUCAGGGUUGAAAAACACCAGUGGCACUAGUCUUGGUAUGGACAAAUUGCCACAAGAGAUGAGUGAUAUGAAGAUAAGGGAUGAUAAGGAAGUGGAAGCAACAGUGAUUAAUGGGAAAGGGACAGAAGCAGGUCAUAUAAUUGUUACUACUAUCAAUGGGAAAAAUGGUCAGCCAAAGCAGACUGUAAGCUACAUGGCUGAGCGUGCUGUAGGUCAUGGAUCAUUUGGGGUUGUUUUUCAGGCCAAAUGUCUAGAGACAGGUGAAUCUGUAGCCAUAAAAAAGGUUCUUCAAGAUAAGAGGUACAAGAACCGUGAGCUACAAACCAUGCGCCUUCUUGACCAUCCAAAUGUUAUCUAUUUGAAGCAUUGCUUCUUUUCAACAACUGAGAAGGAUGAGCUGUAUCUUAAUCUGGUACUUGAAUAUGUACCAGAGACAGUUCAUCGUGUUAUUAAACACUACAACAAGAUGAACCAACGUAUGCCGCUAAUAUAUGUGAAGCUGUACAUGUACCAGAUAUGUAGAGCACUGGCAUACAUCCAUGGCUGCAUUGGGGUGUGCCACCGUGACAUUAAGCCCCAAAAUCUUCUGGUCAAUCCACAUACUCAUCAAUUGAAAAUAUGCGACUUUGGGAGUGCAAAAGUGUUGGUAAAAGGGGAACCAAAUAUAUCAUACAUAUGUUCCAGGUACUAUAGAGCUCCUGAGCUUAUUUUUGGGGCAAUCGAAUAUACGACAGCAAUUGAUAUCUGGUCUGCGGGUUGUGUUCUUGCUGAACUACUUCUUGGGCAGCCUCUUUUUCCUGGCGAAAGUGGAGUUGACCAGCUGGUCGAAAUAAUUAAGGUUUUAGGUACGCCCACAAGAGAAGAAAUUAAAUGCAUGAACCCAAAUUAUACCGAGUUCAAAUUUCCACAAAUUAAAGGUCAUCCUUGGCACAAGAUCUUUCACAAGCGAAUGCCUCCAGAGGCUGUUGAUCUGGUAUCUAGGCUUUUGCAGUACUCUCCAAACCUUCGAUGCACUGCUUUAGAAGCACUAAUUCAUCCAUUCUUUGAUGAGCUUCGAGAUCCAACUACUCGCUUACCAAAUGGCCGUUUUCUGCCCCCUCUUUUCAAUUUUAAGCCUUACGAGUUGAAAGGAGUACCAUCGGAGAUUGUCCCGAAGUUGAUACCUGAGCAUGCUAGAAAGCAAUGUGCCUUCUUAGGAUUAUAAGGUUGGUUCUACAUUCCUUAUAUAGUAAAGAGGUGUACUUCCAAUGAGACUAGUGAGCUGAUGGAGCUUGUGAUCUACCGGUAUGGUGAGAUCGAUCGGUAAGUUGGAGCAUGUGACGUAAAAAAACCUCGUAGUCUCCCCUCUUUGCAGAUUAAGGAGUGGUCGGCCUGUCUCCGAAAGACCUCAAUGGUUCUGUACUAACGACGCUUCUUCUGACAGAUUGUAACAUAAAUAUUGCUAUGUUUUAGCUUGUGAAUUAUGGACCAAAAUUGCUCUUCC
This is a messenger RNA of Musa acuminata AAA Group (dessert banana), 1878 nucleotides long. RefSeq names its product shaggy-related protein kinase alpha-like. The record is from RefSeq and is a predicted model, not a curated record. Lineage: Eukaryota; Viridiplantae; Streptophyta; Magnoliopsida; Zingiberales; Musaceae. Bases 370 to 1599 code for a protein of 409 amino acids. Gene Ontology annotation, biological process: signal transduction; protein phosphorylation. Gene Ontology annotation, molecular function: ATP binding; protein serine/threonine kinase activity. The transcript is spliced from 13 exons. Gene Ontology annotation, cellular component: cytoplasm.